AUGCCUGAAUAUGCAAAUCAUUUAAGAGCUACAUUUGAACCAAGUGAUACAAAAUUAUUAACAUCAUCAUCAACUUCAAAAUUAUUAAUAGAAUCACCAACUUUAGUUACAGCAUUAUCACAAAUUUUUCCAUAUUUAUUAUUAAUAGAUAGUUUUUUAGAAACAAUAACUUGGACAAAUGAUGAUCAUUAUAGAAAUUUUUUAAUAAUGACUAUAUAUUCAUGUCUUGUUAUAUAUUGGAAUUUAAUAAGUUAUUUUAUUUUACCAAUAUUAUUAUCAUUAUUUUUUGCAAAUUUAAUAUGGCUGAUUAGUUCAAUUAUAUAUGAUUCAAAAUAUGAUGAAAAACCAACAAUUGAUGAAGUAAUAUAUACUUUACAUAAUAUAACAGUUAGAUUUGAAAUGAUUUUAAGACCAAUAAAACAUUUACCAUUUACAUUUAAAAAUUUUUCAAGAUUAAUUUUUGGUACUAUUUUGAUUACUCCUAUACAUUUAUUAUUAAUUAAAACAAUUUUACCACCUCAGAAAUAUUUAUGGUUUGUUGGAAUUUUUAUUUUCACUUUUAAUAGUCCUUAUUCAUACGCUAUAAGGCAGUUGUUGUGGAGAUCUCUAUAUUUGAGGAUAGCCGUUGUAUAUGUAACAGGAUUAGAUAUAAAGGUUUCAAAAUAUAUUAAUUCAAAUGAAUUUACAAAUGCUUCUGACUUACCAAUUAAUACAAAUCUAACAACAACAACUACCAAUGAUUCAGAAGAUCAGAAUAAAUUACCAACAUUAUCAAAUUUUAAAAUUAUUAAUAAAAAAAUGAUAUCACCAACUCAAUUAAAACAAACAGUAGUAUUUGAAAUAUUAGAAAAUCAAAGAAGAUGGUUAGGAAUAGGUUGGUCAACAUUAUUAUAUCCAAGUGAAAGAAAUAAUUUUUGUUAUAAUAAUACUUUUCAACCAGCUCCAAAUAUUUUAAUAAAUAAUCAAGAUGAUGAUUUUCCAUUUCCUAUAUUUGAAAAUGAUAUUUAUGUAUAUCAAUGGGAAUGGAUAGAUAAAUUUUGGAAAGUUGAUAAUGAAUUUAAUAAGGGGAAAGGUAGAGAUGGUUGGGUUUAUUAUGAUAAUAAAUGGGAACAUCCAAGAUAUAAAGAUGGAUUUAGUAAAUAUACAAGAUCAAGAAAAUGGAUUAGAACUGCUGCUUUAAUUAUUGAUAAACAUGAAACUGUAUAUGAUGAAUAA
Lodderomyces pseudojiufengensis is the source of this 1215-nucleotide messenger RNA. RefSeq lists its product as uncharacterized. Gene Ontology annotation, cellular component: peroxisomal membrane. The transcript has a single exon. Lineage: Eukaryota; Fungi; Ascomycota; Pichiomycetes; Serinales; Debaryomycetaceae. The record is from RefSeq and is a predicted model, not a curated record. The coding region runs from base 1 to 1215 and encodes 404 amino acids. Gene Ontology annotation, biological process: peroxisome organization.